Gavia stellata (red-throated loon) is the source of this 696-nucleotide messenger RNA. RefSeq names its product CDGSH iron sulfur domain 2 (gene CISD2). Gene Ontology annotation, biological process: regulation of autophagy; autophagy of mitochondrion. Gene Ontology annotation, molecular function: 2 iron, 2 sulfur cluster binding. Lineage: Eukaryota; Metazoa; Chordata; Aves; Gaviiformes; Gaviidae. The coding region runs from base 26 to 430 and encodes 134 amino acids. The transcript is spliced from 3 exons. The record is from RefSeq and is a predicted model, not a curated record. Gene Ontology annotation, cellular component: intracellular membrane-bounded organelle; mitochondrial outer membrane.
GCUCCCCUCCCUCUCGGCCGCCGCCAUGGUGUUGGAGAGCCUGGCCCGCAUCGUCAAGGUGCAGCUGCCCGCCUACCUCAAGCGGCUGCCGCUGCCCGAGAGCGUCGGCGGCUUCAUCCGCCUCACAGUUUCAGAAUGGCUGCGGUUAUUGCCUUUCCUGGGUGUGCUGGCCUUGCUCGGUUACCUCGCUGUUCGGCCGUUCCUCCCUAAGAAGAAACAGCAAAAGGAUAGCUUGAUUAACCUCAAGAUCCAGAAGGAAAAUCCAAAAGUAGUGAAUGAAAUAAACAUCGAAGAUCUGUGCCUCACUAAAGCUUACUGCAGGUGUUGGCGUUCUAAGACGUUCCCUGUCUGUGACGGCUCCCACAACAAGCACAAUGAAUUAACAGGAGAUAACGUAGGUCCACUAAUACUCAAGAAGAAAGAAGUAUAGCAGAUGCUUAAUCCACUAGAUCAUGACUGAUAAAAAGUCUUUUUAUACGGUUGUAGUUGCAAGGGACAGCAUUUUAUUAUGUGAUCAGUAUGAUUUAGUCUAAUUAUUGCUGUAGACUUCUUUUUGGGAUAAACUACAUUUAGACAGUGCUAAAUCUGUCACUGUUUUGAUACUUUAUUCUGAGAAGAACUAUGUCUGCUUUGUAAAACUGUAAAGUAACUAUCUCUGUAAAUAAGUCAUUUAUUUCAACAAUAAAAUGACUUCCU